AUGGUGGACAUUUGGGUACAUCCGAGGCAUGGGGGCCUGCAGGAGAUGAUCUUGAAAGAGAGGAAGUGGACAGCAAAAGCUAUCGAGCAGCGGCGCACCAUGCAAAAGGACGAGAAGGAGGCGGAGGUGAAGAUCGUCAAGGCGGCAUCGCGCCCAAAUGUUUCUGCGGGCGCAGGCUCUACGAAGCCCACGAUGGAGACAGCUUCUCUGCUAAAGUCGCGGAACGGCUGCUUGCUGCCGGCAAACGUCUCCUGUGGACCCGCAGCUUACUACACUGGCUGUGGCCGCUACAUACGCUGA
Molecule: messenger RNA, 300 nt
Organism: Symbiodinium pilosum
Lineage: Eukaryota; Dinophyceae; Suessiales; Symbiodiniaceae
Source: the annotation of a GenBank genome assembly